Molecule: messenger RNA, 2243 nt
Organism: Cottoperca gobio
Lineage: Eukaryota; Metazoa; Chordata; Actinopteri; Perciformes; Bovichtidae
Gene: oclna
Product: occludin a
Exons: 9
Coding region: 107-1639 (510 amino acids)
Biological process (GO): bicellular tight junction assembly
Cellular component (GO): apical plasma membrane; cytoplasmic vesicle; bicellular tight junction
Source: RefSeq, a predicted model, not a curated record
UUUUAUCAGCAGCUGCAGUUUCAGUUGAAACAUUUCAGGUGGAGCAGAGAGACAGACAGAUAGACAGACAGAUUCUUCCGAGCAGCACCCAGUGGAUCCAGCAGUCAUGUCCUCGAGGCCCAAUGGGAGUCCACCUCCCUACGAGUCAGAUACUGGAUAUAACGUCCCUCCCCAGCCAGCCUAUUCCUACUACCCAGAUGACGAGUUCCAGCAUUUCUACCGCUGGACGUCUCCACCAGGCAUCCUCAAAAUCAUGUCCAUCAUCGCCAUCGUGAUGUGUGUGGCCAUAUUUGCUUGUGUUGCCUCCACGCUCGCUUGGGACAGUCAAGGAGCUAUGGGUGGCUUCGGCGGAGGCUACGGAGGCGGAGGUUACGGAGGCGGAGGUUACGGAGGCGGAGGUUACGGAGCCGGAGGCUACGGAGCCGGAGGCGGUGGCGGGUACGGCAGCUUUGGUGGUGGUGGAUAUGGAGCUGGAAACAGCUAUGGCUAUGGUGGGCUCGGAGGAAACUACAAUGACCCCCGGAAGGGCAAAGGGUUUAUCAUCGCCAUGGCAGCCAUCACCUUCAUCGCCUGCCUGGCCAUCUUCAUCAUUGUCGUGUCUCACCAGAGCCUAUCGGAGAGCAGGAAGUUCUACCUAGCUGUCGUGAUCAUCAGUGCCAUCUUAGCGCUGCUAAUGCUAAUAGCUGCUAUAGUCUACUUGGUAGCGGUGAACCCCACGGCUCAGUCCUCCGGAUCAGCCUACGGCAGCCAGAUUGCUGGUCUAUGUGCUCAGUACCAACAACCACAGACUUCAGGAGUGUUUGUCAAUCAGUACCUGUACCACUACUGUGUCGUGGAGCCACAAGAGGCCAUCGCGGUGGUGUUCGGCUUCCUGGUCGCCAUCGCUCUCAUCAUCAUGCUCGUCUUCGCUCUGAAGACUCGCCAGAAAAUCCAACACUACGGCAAGAGCAACAUUUUGUGGAAGAAGGUGAAGGUUUUCGAAGAUCAGCCGCCUCAAGAUGUAGAGGCAUGGGUGAACAAUGUGUCCGCUAACCCAGAAGCUCUCCCGUUGUCGGACUACCCUGAGAAGCUGAGAGGCUCCAGGAGUUACCUAGAUGACGAAAGCACCAACUAUGACAAACCCCCGCACAGCUACACCCCACAGCCUGCAGAAGAGAGCCUGCCUUUGCAUAAUGGCGUUCCCUACAGCAGUAACUCAGAGGUGGCCAGCUCCCAGGGAAAACGCAAAAAGAGACGUGCAGGCCGGCCGCGUCGGGCCGAUGGACAGGAAUAUGAAACCGACUACAACUCCUCCGGAGACGAGCUGGACGACAAUGACUUUGACGUUGAGUACCCGACCAUAAGAAGUGAGCCGGAGCGCAACGACUACAAGCGUGAGUUUGAUCGCGACCACCAGGAGUACAAAGACCUGCAGGCGGAGCUCGACGCCCUCAAUAAGAAUCUGUCAGAUGUCGACAGAGAGCUGGAUGAUCUGCAGGAGGGCAGCCCACAGUACCUGGAUGCUUUGGAUGAGUACAACAGGAUAAAGAACAUUAAAAAGUCUCCAGACUAUAUGGUGAAGAAGCGCAGGUGUAAAUAUCUGAAGUCCAAACUGAACCACAUCAAGAAGAUGGUCAGCGAUUACGACCGCAAGGCCUGAACAACUCCUGAACAACUCCUGUCUCCGAGACGGGACAGAAGAGACUAAAUCUGGUUUGGGGGUAAUGUUGGAGGCUUUUCUGACCGCAGCAGAGGGCGGAGCUUCACUGAUGUCCAUCGAACACCCAGGUUUCCACAGUCUGGUAGCUGGUGCAACAUUGCAAUGUUUUUUUUUUUUUUAUAGUGUUGAUGCAAAGUAAACAAAGAUUCUUUCUUGUAUUAAGCCACUGUUUGUAUUAUCAGUAUCACAUGCCAUAGAUACUGUUAGCUGUAUUUAUUUUGCCUCAUGUUAUCGUAAAUCAUCUAUUCGGAGGGGACACAAACUGAUACCCCGACCGUUCGUUUUUAAAAGCUGUUUUUAUAUUGACUCAUCGUGAGAUUCUUAAAUUGUAAGCUCUUUUUUUCUCAUUUUAAGCGACAUAAAUGUGUAAAUAUGUGGGAAACACUGCAGUUGUUUAUGUUUUUAGCAGUAAGUUCACGUGUGUGUGUGUGUUACGGUGUGUUACUUUAUGGAUGGUAGAACAGACGGACACUUUUAAAUGUAUGCUUAAUGAAUAGUAAUGAUUUGUGAUACAUUUUUAUUACAAUAAAUUCAUUUAUUGACA